GGAUGGGGGAUAAUUGUUCCAUUUUAUUCUGUCCAAGAUUGUAGCUACUCUGUAAAUCAGAGAUUAAAUAAAAAGUAUGUAUUUAUAUAUUUAUGUAUAUCUGAUGUGUGUAUGUAUGUAUGUAGAACGAGGAGUGUGAGACAAUAAGUACUAGUGCUAUUCACAGUAGAAUAUCAUACCGUUCACAUUGCCUGAUCUAACUUGUAACGUUUAGGUAAUUCAUUUAACGAAGGGGUCUUGUAUGACUUCUUCUUAGGCUCCCUCGCCACUUCACAAGUUUAUUUCUUCUUCAUCAUCAUCAUCUUCUUGUGUAAAUGCUUUUUAUUCUUUAUUCGAGGGAAAUAAAUAAAUAAAUAAAUAACACCACUGAGAUAAAUUUUCCUAUGUAAAGCGAUCGCUGUAUGUAAUCAAUGCAAAUGCAUUCGCCCUUUAUUGAUUCAGCCUAGUAGUCGCAGAAGCUUCGAGGGAAAUAGUGCGAAAAAGUCACCCGAACAACGAGCAGAUCCCUCAUUUGGUUGGUUGUAGAUGUUUCUGGCUCGAUUCGUGUUUUAGUGACCACGCAACGCAACGAAGAGAUCGGUAUGCAUAAUGUCAGAAAGAUAAGAAAUGUCAUCCACGGCCAGUCCGAUCAAUGUCAAAUCUUGUCAUAAAUUUGACGUGCGAAUAUUUUCGUUGGGACAUCAUAAAAAAAUAAAGAACUGGAUCUGUCGUGAGAGCGGAAAGGCGCUGAGUAAGGAUCUGCUUGUUUCUUCCCAUAUCAGGAAAACAAAAGAGCAAAGCACAAUCGGACAGUGCGCUGCGUGCAUACAGUUAGACGAUUCAAGCACUCUGCAGCAUUAUGUGGCAAGAUCUUGACAAACAGAACAGGGAUACCUUCGAUAGGUUUCUGGAAAUAAUACAGGUUGGAACAAAGAAAGAAAUGGAUACUUUCUUGUUUUGUCUAUUUACAACGGAUAAGAACGAAAACAAAUAUAGUGAAUCUCAGAUAGAUCCUUCUGAGAAACUUAGACACGCCCUCAAUGAUAAUAAUCUUGUUGAAGCUUGGAAAGUCAUGGUCGAGGCCAACGAGAGGAAACUCAGCCAAACACUUGAAAAUCUCAGUGAGGUCUGUACAAUCAUCACCAAGAAGAAGAGCAGUACAGAAGAUGGGUGCCAUCUCAAAUGUAAGUGGGAUUCUCAGAAAGUGUAUGAAACAUUGAGGAGCUCAAUAUUUUGGAUUUUUAACUGUGAUGAAGGCGACCCAGAAGAAGGGACAGAAUUGCCAAGCGAAAAAGAACGGAGAUGGAUCGAUAUACUCAGCAACCCACUGUACAUCAGUCUGGAAUGGCUUUGGAGAAAUAAUCCCAAUUCCCAGUACAAGAAAGGAAUAAGACGUAAAGAAAGCAAGUCUACAGACAUCAUUGAAGCUGUCCUAGAUGACGCCUAUCUCCUGGAGAAAAUCGCUUCGUAUGAGCGCCACCACAAAUACUAUAGUCGAGAUGACUACAGGCAACGGGCGAUGGAAUAUGAGAAUUUUGCUAUUGAUGUCGUUGAGCAAGUAUCAACCUCAGAGUUAAACCAGCUUCACGAAAUCAUGGACAUCAAAGGAAAUGGUUCUUUACUGAAAAAGAAGCCUGAAAAUUUUCAUCAGAGCCUUAGUCUCCUCAGGAUAGCUGCUAAUAAACAACGAAGAUCGUUCGUGGCAAGUCCCAAAUGCCAGUAUGUUCUCAACGAGAUCAUUUAUCGUGGAUGGCAAAAUUGGCGAGAUAAUGGCUUAGUGAGGAAAACCCUGUGGCUCUUUCUUCAUUUCUUUCUUGUGGCAAUCACUUGUCUCGUGUAUAUUCCUGUUCGAUUGAUUCGGAGGAGCUGUUGCUGUGGAACACUUCAAGACAAUUGCUGCUGGAAGUUAAGGAAGUUGUACGAACUUCCUUACGCCAAGUUUGUCAACCACACCAUAUCGUACAUGCUAUUCCUGAGCCUGCUUUUCGCCUCGUCCUAUCGACACGAGAUCGGCGCAAACCAAACAGGUUUAGUGUGGAUUGACUAUCCGGUGCUUGGCUUUGUUGUUGGCUUGUUUCUUCAGGAAGCCUUGAAGGCCAGAAGGCAAGGAUUCUUGAAUUACAUAUCCAAAUGGUGGAAUGUCGUAGACACCUUGAUUGUCUUUACGUUUCUGCUGUCUUACACAGUGUGGCUGAGUGCAUGGGGGUAUUACGGAGAGUGGAAGCCCAGAAAAUCUGCAUUUAUUGUGGCUGAUAGUAUUUAUGCCAGCGCCACGGUGAUGGCGUUUUUCCACUUAGCCCACGUUUUUCAAGUCAGUUCAGUAUUGGGUCCUUUGCAGCUGUCACUUUACAAAAUGCUGAAAGCUGUUCUCAAGUUUCUCGCCAUCUUUCUGCUCCUCUACAUUGCAUUUGCUACUGGGGUGGCCAAGAUAUACACGUACUAUGUUGCUUCGCAGAUCAAACUACGAGAACUGGACGAAAGUCACGGAUACAAGGCGUCUCAUCCAUAUGGCAAACACUCAACGACGUUCAUCACAAUGUUUUGGAUGUUACUUGGUACUGUGGAAGACGAGAAAAUCUUAGUGGAAGAUCCCGCCUUUUCACUCACGUCCACAUUUGGUCGCAUUUUUAUGAUUGCUCACGUGGUGUGCACCGUCAUCGUAGCUUUAAACAUGCUGAUCGCUAUGAUGAAUAACUCAUUUGAGAAGAUCAUGGAAAACUCAGAUGUAGAGUGGAAGUUUUCUAGGACUCAGAAGUGGCUGGAGUGGAUCGACCAAGGCGACACGAUUCCAGUGCCUUUCAACAUUGUGUAUCAUUUUUUGCGCUGCUUUUUUCUAAACUGCCGUAGACCGUUUUGCUGUAAAGAGAGACGAAAGUGCCCAGAGCGAAGCAAUUUACAAGUACAGUUUGGUGAAGCACAAGACUGUGUUCAUGUACAGGUUUUUCCUUGCUGCUGCCCCUGUAUUUGUUCUGGUGGUAUCCGCAGGUGCUCAUUGGAAUGCACCAACUCCCUGACAGAGAAAAAUUCCAUCGUUAGAGAGAAACGCAUACAGGUAAUGAGAACACUGGUCGUGAGAUAUCUGAAAGACAAGAGGAAUGGCUACUUAACAAGAUGGAAGGAACUUACUGUACAAUAAUCACCAUCACGUCGGGUGGCAGAUGACUAAACAAUCAUUUUAAUCAUUGAUUCGUGGCACAUAUUACCAGCAUACCUAUUUUAAGUACUUCACGUACUUCAAAGAAACGAAGCUUUUUUAAGAUAUGUGUUUUUCACAAGCUGGGUUGUUUUCAUACCUGAAAACGCGAAUAGUGCAGUUAUACAUUCUGUCCACUUAGAAUUUAGAAGUGACAAAGUAGGCGUUGUCAAUUAAAAGGGGGGGGCGCAUCUUAUCUAUGUUUUGUGUAAUUAAUUUGUUAGUCAGUUAGUUAGUUUGGAUUUUUGUUUAUUUUUUCUUGUAGCAAAGUUAUAUUUUUGCCUCUUCGAAAACAAAGUGGCUUAUAGUGAAGUAAAAUAAUAUAACCUAUUCAAAUGUAGAAAAUGUAGUCAAAAUGUGUAUUGACGCUCCAUGGCGUUCUAUCCACCAGGAAGAUGACACUCAGACCAAACAGAAACAAGUGACUUUGCCUUCCUGAGUGUUCAUAUCAAUCUGCAACCUAAGUCAGCUGUUAACCAUCUCUUUUUAGAAAUUACCAAGUUAAAUUCAAUCUCGUAAACAAAAUCUAGAGGGCAAUGAGGUCCCAGUACCGCAUACGCUUCAUUCGUGGACUGUUCUCUACCGCUGAAUUAAACGCCUUAUAUUUUGAUGAGCUGAAUUUUACUAGCUGUGUAAUCAUCCACUGUUUCUUCGUAGGCAGUUACAGGAUGUGAUAAUCGCUGAUUUGUUUGUUUGUUUUAAUUCUUUUUACCAUUUAUGAAUAUACAGUGGAAUCCCGAUUUCUCGACCCUCCAUUUUCGAGCCUCCCGAUAACUCAAACCAAAAGUCGUUUCCCCUCCUCAAUCAAACGCUGUUAAUAUUUUAGCUCCGAUUUCACGAAUUAUCCGAUUUUUUGAACCAAUUUUCGUUUCCCUUGGAGGCUCGAAAAAUCGGGAUUCCACUGCAUU
This is a messenger RNA of Orbicella faveolata, 4080 nucleotides long. RefSeq lists its product as uncharacterized. Gene Ontology annotation, cellular component: plasma membrane; cation channel complex. Gene Ontology annotation, molecular function: inositol 1,4,5 trisphosphate binding; store-operated calcium channel activity. Lineage: Eukaryota; Metazoa; Cnidaria; Anthozoa; Scleractinia; Merulinidae. Gene Ontology annotation, biological process: regulation of cytosolic calcium ion concentration; calcium ion transmembrane transport. The record is from RefSeq and is a predicted model, not a curated record.